GAAACUCUGCUACCGUCUAGUCUAGAGCAAGAUUAAUAACAAUAUUAUUAACAUCACAUCUAUUCAAUUCUAUUCUAGCUCUAGACUAGAAUCCUUAUAUUUUGUGACACUCAAGUUCUCAACUAUUCUACUAGCUAGUUCUCUAGUCAAGUUAUAAACAAUGAAUAGGACCUAUUAGUCCUCACUUAGCUAGAGUAUGGUUUAAUCACAGAGCCAAUGAAAUGCUGAAAUUUGCAGUGGUUAUCUGGACAUGGCUGAGUUUAGCCUCAGCUUUGGAUGUCUUACAGAUGUCAAUCGGGAGAAAAAGUCUAGAGACUAAGCAUGCAUUGGUUGGUUCAGCUUCUGUGUUUUCAUUGGCUAAACACUUCCAGAGUCAUAUGGUUCUCCAACAGGCCCCACAACAAGCCAGUAUCUAUGGGUUCGCACCGGUGUCUAACAUAGGGGAUCUGGUGACAGCUAUGGUAACUUAUGGAGGUUCUGUGAUGAAUUCGUCUGGCACUGUGACUGAAGGGUCAGACACAGCUGUUUGGACUGUGACAUUUGGUCCUAUCAAGACCAAUGAAUCAACCACAGUAAAAGUCUCUUUACAGAAUGUUUCUCUGGUCUUGGAAGAUGUGUUGUUUGGGGAUGUUUGGAUCUGUUCUGGUCAGUCCAACAUGCAGUUUAUGGUCCAACAGAUGUUUGGUGGAGAAGAAGAAAUAGCCAACGCGCACAAAUAUCCCAAUGUUCGUUUUAUGAAUGUGGUCAGACAGUCUUCAUCAAAGCCAUUAAAUGAUUUAAUUGGUAUUGACCAGAGCUGGGCGUCACCUUUAAAUACCAGUAUAGCCCAUUUCUCAGCAGUCUGCUGGCUGUACGGUAAGGCUUUGAGUGAAGAACUUGGCUACCCUAUUGGUCUGGUUGGGACCAACUAUGGCGGAACACCAGUGGAGGCCUGGUCUUCACCUCAAGCCCUGCAAAAGUGUGGAGUCCCCAAGGUAGAAACAAGAAACUAUGGUGAGGAAGUGAAUAAACUGCUGAUAAAUGGACCUCAGAACAACUCUGAGCUAUGGAACUCUAUGAUCUACCCUAUGCUGGGAAUGACAAUCUAUGGCGCCAUAUGGUACCAAGGUGAAGGUGAUGCUCAAGAUCCAGUGAUGUUGAACCGUUACAACUGCACAUUCCCUGCCAUGAUUGAUGACUGGAGGUUGAGUUUUAACAAGGCGUCCAGUGGCCAGUCAGACAUCUUGUUUCCUUUUGGCUUUGUCCAGCUGUCCACUAGUGGCCCUAACAAUGAGGACGCAACUUAUGUGGACAUUCGCUGGCACCAGACGGCUGACUUUGGUACAGUCCCUAACAAACGUCUGCAACGAGUCUUCAUGGCUGUGGCACUGGACCUGCCAGAUUUUGAUGCACCUUCUGGACCUGUUCACACAAGACACAAGAAACAAGUUGGGAACCGGCUGUUCCUCAGUGGUCUGGGCGUGGCCUACAACAGACCUGUGCUGUUUCAAGGGCCAUUUCCUGUCUCUGGUACCCUCUCCAGUAAUAACAGUCUGGUGCUGGACUAUGGCGACACCUGGACACUGGACAUUAGGAACACUGAAGGUUUUGAGCUGUUGUGUACGGCCGCCCUGCCCUACAAGACAACCUGGUGGGUGCCAACAAGUAUCCUCAGGUACAGCAAGACCAGGCUGGAGCUGCUGACAUCUGUGUGCGGUCAGGGUCAGCUGGUGCGGGGCCUGCGCUACGCCUGGCGCACAACACCCUGCUCACUAGAGACCUGCGCUGUCUAUUCACUUGUCAAUCAACUGCCGGCCCCGCCCUUCACAGCUUUGGCUGAUUAUUUGGAUGGACAACCCGUCUUUCAUUUUUAAUACAGUUUUAAAGUGUGAUCUGUUUAAUAGAGUGAUCUGUUUAAUAGUGUGAUAGUGUGUAUCUACUUCAAGAUUACAUUCCUUAAGGUUUUUUUGUGACUUCAAGAUUACAUUCCAUAAGAUUUUGUUGUGACUUCUAUGCACUGAAAUAGAAAACAUGAGAUACGUUUAUAACAAUUGGGUGGAAUUUAAAGGUUUACAAAUUAUUUUAUUAAAGUUUAUUCCUCAUACGGAGGCUUGUAUUUAAAUUAAAUAAUUUAAUUAUGCUUAAAAAUAAUUUAUGGGUGUCAUGUUUGAUGUGGUUUAAUCACAUAUGGUAUUUUUAUAAUGAGACUUGUAUUCAAAUAACAGAAUUCAACAGUCUCAGAUAAGAAGGUAUUUUUUAUUUUACUUGUAUACUUUUAUAAUAUAUAUAUAUAACUUUUGUAUUAUUUUUUAUAUUUUUAUAAAAUGUUUUUUCCAUGUUAAACUUUAAAUAAUAUUUAACUGUGUUAAUUCUCUACUGCUGCCAAACUUUCCAUACUGUUAUACAACUUUCUAUUGGACUAUAUCUCAUAUUUACACUCGAGGGGGUUUCAACGGUAUUUGUUACAAAAACUUUAGUCUUGUUUCCUGUCUAUUGUUUGUAUAAUAAUUCACAAGUCACAAACAUGACAUUGGUAAAAAAACAGAACUUAAAACUACAAGGUUUUAAUACCCAAGAUCAUUUUUACAAUAUCAAAUUUAAUGUUUAUUAAAGUUUAUAUUUAAAACUAAA
Molecule: messenger RNA, 2610 nt
Organism: Physella acuta
Lineage: Eukaryota; Metazoa; Mollusca; Gastropoda; Physidae
Product: sialate O-acetylesterase-like
Biological process (GO): carbohydrate metabolic process
Molecular function (GO): sialate O-acetylesterase activity
Source: RefSeq, a predicted model, not a curated record